AUGCCAGUCUUCAGUUCAGUUCACUCCCAUGAUAUCAAGAAACUGCUAAAGGUAUUGGAAGCUGCAAAGAAUUUGGACACUGUCAACCUUCCAGCACUGUUGCCACUUGACGCUGAGGAUUUGUUGUUUCGAAUAAAAGGGGGAAUUCAGUUGGAAGGAGUCAUUAACAAAACAGAUGAUGAAGGAAUUAAAGCAGGUUUUACAGAAGCUAUUAACAAGUUGAUUUCUAAAGUAAAUUCACGGGCUUUUGGUCUGAGCGGUUUCGGUAGCUCACUGUAUAUAUGGCCCAAAAUACAUACUAGCACUCAUUCUUCAAGACUGCGAGAGCAUACUCAAUGCAAAGCCAUCUUAAAAUAUGUUAUGGCUGAAGUCAGUGAGCUACUAAAGAAGGCUUCCAAAAAGAAAUUCUUAAAGGUUGCACCUCUGAAAAUCAUAAACCUACAGAUUCGGUUUGAGAUGACUAGGCCUGAACACGUCCAAAAGAUUGUUGUCCAGCACAAUAAGAUGCCAUGUAUCCACUUCAAGCUGACUCUUCCGAUUGAUGUGGUAGUAUUUGCAAAUCCAGAGGAACCAUGGGGAAAUGUACAGGAUCAAUUUGUGGAAGCAAUUACUGCACAGCUAUCUGCGAUGGACAAAUGUAUUCAGCGAUAUACAAAUGGAAGGACAGUCCCAAUGCCACAACCAUUCCACUUUGAAUUGCCAGACAAAGCUACUCUUACGACGGUAAUAUACCCUGCAGGAUUCAGUGAUGCUACGCUGGAACCACAACGGAAAGAGUUGCAUGCUGAACUUGGCCUAGGCAAUAAACCCUUCUUCCGCCGCCCUAUGGCUUAUCUUUUUCCAAGUGACGAAGUGAAAUCUUUCUAUCUGAGAGAUAUACAUAAAUACAUUCCUUCUCCCAACCCUGAUGAGUUCAAGGUUUCCCUCGUGCAUGGAUUCUAUACCUUUCAUCAUUGCCUACAAGACCAUGAAAAUGACAGUGAUUGGGGUGGACUCUAUCGUUGUUUGCAAGUCAUCAUCUCCUGGUUUAACCUUCAGGGAUACAUCGACAAACCUGUACCUUUAGUUUCGGAGAUGCAAAUUAUGUUGUUGACGAUUGGUGAUAAAUUCCUCGACAAUGUGAUAUCGAAAGGAUGGCUUGAACCUGAGGGGGUGGACGAACUACUAAAAAUUUUUAAUAUUUCAUGUACCACUAUGGAAGUUCAGGCUAAGAAACCAGUGGAUCUUAGUAGUCAUUUUGAAGAACAAGGAACCCCAGUUAUGAUUUCAAAGUUUGUGAUCUUUUCUGAACCUGAGGCAUACAUUUUGCUUGGGCUUGCUGUGAAUGAAGACCCAAAAGCCAGAAAAGGCCUCAUCUUAGACAUAAUGUACACUGGAAUUGAUGACUUUAACUGGAUAGUUGAAAAGGCUAUUGGGUGGAAAGGAGAAGAAUUCUGGAAAGAUUUGGAAGAUUAUGGUGUAUGGCUGCCUCAGAGACCAGAGGGUGUUUAA
This is a messenger RNA of Rhincodon typus (whale shark), 1491 nucleotides long. RefSeq names its product ufm1-specific protease 2-like. The record is from RefSeq and is a predicted model, not a curated record. The transcript has 12 exons. Lineage: Eukaryota; Metazoa; Chordata; Chondrichthyes; Orectolobiformes; Rhincodontidae. Bases 1 to 1491 code for a protein of 496 amino acids.